This is a messenger RNA of Dipodomys ordii (Ord's kangaroo rat), 1835 nucleotides long. It is a transcript of the gene Odc1, whose product is annotated as ornithine decarboxylase 1. The record is from RefSeq and is a predicted model, not a curated record. Gene Ontology annotation, cellular component: cytoplasm. NCBI's taxonomy places the organism in Eukaryota, Metazoa, Chordata, Mammalia, Rodentia, Heteromyidae. The transcript has 9 exons. Bases 108 to 1493 code for a protein of 461 amino acids. Gene Ontology annotation, molecular function: ornithine decarboxylase activity.
UUGCCACUUGCUUGUUGCAGGUUCAUUUGUUAAGAAGAGGCUUGGCUAGAGCGUCAGAGUGAACUUCUUCAGCUGCUUGAAGCUUACUGCAUUUCAGAGGCACAGCCAUGAGCCACUUUAAUAAGGAAGAGGUUGACUGCCAUGUCCUUGAUGAAGGCUUCACUGCCAAGGACAUCCUGGACCAAAAAAUUAAUGAGGUUUCUUCUUCCGAUGACAAGGAUGCCUUUUACGUCGCAGACCUCGGAGACAUUCUAAAGAAACACCUCAGAUGGUUCAAAGCUCUUCCCCGAGUCACUCCCUUUUAUGCAGUCAAAUGUAAUGACAGCAGAGCCAUAUUGAGCACCCUGGCCGCCGUCGGCACCGGCUUUGACUGUGCCAGCAAGACUGAAAUACAGUUGGUGCAGAGCCUGGGGGUGCCUUCCAACAGGAUCAUCUAUGCGAACCCUUGUAAGCAAGUGUCUCAGAUCAAGUACGCGGCCGGCAGCGGAGUGCAGAUGAUGACUUUCGACAGUGAAGUGGAGCUGAUGAAAGUGGCCAGAGCACACCCAAAGGCGAAGCUGGUUUUGCGGAUUGCCACUGAUGAUUCCAAAGCAGUCUGUCGCCUCAGUGUUAAAUUUGGUGCCACACUCAAAACCAGCAGACUUCUUUUGGAACGAGCAAAAGAGCUAAAUAUUGACGUUAUUGGUGUCAGCUUCCAUGUGGGGAGUGGCUGCACUGAUGCAGAGACCUUCGUGCAGGCUGUCUCUGACGCCCGCUGUGUCUUCGACAUGGGGGCUGAUUUUGGCUUCAGCAUGCAUCUGCUUGACAUUGGUGGUGGCUUCCCUGGAUCUGAGGAUGUGAAGCUGAAAUUUGAAGAGAUCACCAGCGUGAUCAACCCAGCCCUGGACAAGUAUUUCCCAUCAGACUCUGGAGUGAAGAUCAUAGCAGAGCCGGGCAGAUACUAUGUUGCAUCUGCUUUCACACUGGCAGUUAAUAUCAUUGCCAAGAAAAUCGUGUGGAAGGAGCAGAGUGGCUCUGACGAUGAAGAUGAGCUGAAUGAGCAGACUUUUAUGUAUUACGUGAAUGAUGGCGUAUACGGGUCCUUCAACUGCAUCCUUUAUGAUCAUGCACAUGUGAAGCCCCUGCUGCAGAAGAGACCCAAGCCCGAUGAGAAGUACUACUCGGCCAGCAUUUGGGGACCCACGUGUGAUGGCCUUGAUCGCAUUGUUGAGCGCUGUGACCUGCCCGAGAUGCACGUGGGUGACUGGAUGCUCUUUGAGAACAUGGGUGCCUACACCGUUGCUGCCGCUUCGACUUUCAAUGGCUUCCAGAGGCCAACGAUCCACUACGUGAUGUCACGGCCCAUGUGGCAAGUCAUGCAGCAAGUCCAGAAGCACGGCUUCCCGCCUGGCGUGGAGGAACAGGACGUCAGCACGCUGCCCCUGUCCUGCGCGCAGGAGAGCGGCUUGGAGCGGCGCCCGGCGGCCUGCACUUCUGCCAGUAUCAAUGUGUAGAAACUUCUUGUAGCUGUCAAGUGCAAGUGUAGCUUGAAUUAAGGGAUUUGGGGGGACCACUUAACUUAAUUACUGCUAGUUUGAGCAUCUUUGUAAGAGUAGGGCUGGCACAGAUGCAGCAAUAACGGAAGACUAGGAGAGGGGGGGGUCACACUUUUCUGUGUUCCUAUGGAAACUAUUUGCAUAUUUGUUUUCUAUGGAUUUUUAUUCACUUUUCCAACAUGCUCUAAAGAGUGCCCCUCGGCUGCCCAGCAAGCGUUUGUAGCUUGUACAAUGGCAGCGAGGGUCAGAAGCUUAGUGUUGGGACUUGUUUUGAAAAUAAAGUAUCUUGAAAUAAUGAGA